Carassius auratus (goldfish) is the source of this 1491-nucleotide messenger RNA. Its product is annotated as neural proliferation differentiation and control protein 1-like. Gene Ontology annotation, cellular component: membrane. Lineage: Eukaryota; Metazoa; Chordata; Actinopteri; Cypriniformes; Cyprinidae. The transcript has 9 exons. The record is from RefSeq and is a predicted model, not a curated record. Bases 310 to 1284 code for a protein of 324 amino acids.
AGAGAAGCGUUAUCCACGUCAGCGUCAUUGCGUCACGAGCUCAUUCAUCCUCGCGCUGCUGCAUGUAGCUGUUCUAAUCUGUCCUGUAGCGUGUCUAUCAGCCUCCUCCCUCCUGCCGCUAUCUCCUCUAUCUUCUCUAUCUUUAGCUCUGUACAACGCGGGCACCGGUUUAACGCUCUUCUUGAGUUAAAGCUUGCAUCUUUAUUCGGGCCGGUUUGUCUCUGUCGGUCGUGUACGACCCACACAGAUGUGAGAAUGACACUCCGGAGCUCUCAUCUGGUAUCCUGGACUUGAGAAGCGCGGUGAAGGAUGUUGUUUUGCCCGAGCCGGAGCGCACGGCGAGCCCGGGCCUCCCUCAUUCUGCCCGGGGUGUUGAUCUGCGUAAGCCUCGCCGCCGUCGGUGCGACAGUGCCUGCAAACAAGUGCCCCGAUCACAUAGACUGUGCCAGAAAGGGGCGGCACUUCUGCAAGCCCGGCUCCUCCUGCUGUGGCCCCUGCCUCACCCCAUUGGAGGAAGAUGAAGCAGGACGUUGUGUUUCUCACCGUACACACUUUCCCCGGGACCACCAUCACGGUAUUUCCACGGCCUCCCAUCCUGUCGUUGAUGAAGAAAUCGACUAUCUGUCCUCUGUCAUUGCCAAGCAGCAAAUGUUACAAGUCAAAGAGCCAGACUCUCGCUCUCAGUCUUCUCCGCAAUCUCAGUCAGAAUCGAAGCAGAAGAGUCUGUACAAAGCCACAACUGUGGAACCAGCGACCAGUGGCCCUUUGAUGCCAACGCACCAGACCCCUAAAUCUCCCACACCAGUCACAAACUCAUCGGACCGCCACGGGCCGAUCAUCUCCCCCCACUCUUCCAGGGACAGCCUGCUAGUCUUGAUGAUAUCUUUAUGCAUCAUCAUGGGAUCCAUGGCGCUCAUCAUCGCUGCCGUCUGCUGGAUCAGGGUACAGAGAGAAACUCGUCUGGCUCAGAAAGUUGAUUACCCUGCCUUUCAUGCUGCAGGCCCUAAUAAUAAUCAUACUUCAUCUGGGGAUGCAAAUCUGGCUCACAGUGCUCAGAUGUAUCACUACCAGCAUCAGAAACAACAGAUGCUUUCAAUGGACAAACAUAAAGCAGAACCUAAAGUCUCCGAGUCCGGGGCCACAUCAGAUGAGGAGAAUGAAGUGGGAGAUUUCACUGUGUACGAGUGCCCUGGACUGGCACCGACUGGAGAGAUGGAAGUGAAAAACCCACUGUUUGACGACUCCACGUUGCACUCCCAGAGAAAUGGACACUCCCACAACUGACCUAGACACACACACACACACACACACACACACCUGCAUACAUUUAGAAUAGGUCUAACACUGCAUCCGUUACACCACACACAAAUGAAAAAAUUGACUGUUUUUUCUGGAAAAUCUCAGAACAAAGUGAGAAAAACACCCAAACUUAAGAUACUGAAGAAGAUGGUAUGUAGUCAACCGGGUAAAUAAAAGUAAAAUACACAAGCA